UUUUUUUUUUUAAGAAGAAGAUUGUUGAAGUAGUUUUGAGAUGAAAAGAGACUCGAUAACUGACAAAAAUGACAAAGAAUUUUCUAUUUAGUGUAGACACACUGUAGAGAUAGAAUUUAGUUUUUAGACAAACAUAUGGCAUUAAUGCCACUUUGGGUUCAACCAAGCCCAGUUUUAAUGUAAAAUGCAUUCAUGCACUGGCAGGUAAUUGACCCUGAAGUGGAGAAAAAAAUGUGGAGGAGAGUUCAGUGUUGUUUGGAGGAGGGACUCCAUCAUUUAGAGAAGUGAGGAGUUCCUGGUUUUCCAGUGAAGACAGAAGAGAGGAAGCGAUAAAGCAUCAGAGCCUCCAACAUGAAAGUCUGUCACACUUUGAUCUGCUUCUUCUUCCUCUCACUGCGGGAUGGAAACAUUCGUCUAAUCAAUGCAGAAAUCCUCGUCCAUACAGGAAGUGAAGGAGGAAACUUCACAGUUAAAUGCUCCUUCUCUUCGUCUGGAAGAAGGAAGAUCUUCUGUAAGAGAAAAUGUAAAGGAAAAGACAUUCUCAUUGAAACAAAUGAGGACAGAGCUCAGAGUGGCAGAUACAGCAUUGAAUAUAAAGAAAGAACUGAUGGAUCUGCACUUCUGUAUGUGAGCAUCACAAACCUGACUAAGUCUGACUCGGGGCGGUACAGAUGUUGGUUGGACAUAAAAUGGUCACGAGAUUUAACCGAGGACUUUGAGCUCAGAGUUAAAGAUGCACAUUUUACACCAUCAGUCCCAUCAGCCUCCACACCGACAACAACGCAGAGUUUAAACUCCAGUUCAGGAAGCUCCACACCUUCAUCAUCCUCCCCUGAAACCCCCAUACUGUCUGAACAGCAACAGAGAGCUGCAGGUCCAGGUGUGCAACUGUAUGUACGUCUGACUGUGGUCAUCACGAUCAUUGUAUUAUCAGCAGCUGCACUGAUAUUCUGCAGGAAGAGGGCCAGUGAACCAAAAGGCCAGGAUCAGAGAGGAGGACAGACAGAGCAGAUCUCCUCCUGAAGAAAUGUCUACAGUUUACAUUCACUGCAGCCAGUUCUCAGAGUAAGGUGAGUUCAAACUGUGGUAGGGGUUUAAAGGUCCAGGACAAACCAAACAGGUUGUUUCAGUUGGUUACAAUCUGCAAUCUCACCACUAGAUGACACUAAAUCCUACACACUGCUCAUUUAACUUUGGGUUUAGACAACAGUGUCUUUAGACUUCACCCACUAUAAUAAGUUGAGUAGAUAAGAACGUACAGCAGAGGGAUGAUUUACAGUGGCAAUAUAGAGAGACUGUGGACAUGUUUUAUAAAUGUGGUCUCACAAGUACUUUACGUCAGUAUGUUUCUGAGUAACGUGCAGUCUGUUUAAGAAACGGGAACACGGCCAGUUUGUGAUCAUA
Molecule: messenger RNA, 1404 nt
Organism: Dicentrarchus labrax (European seabass)
Lineage: Eukaryota; Metazoa; Chordata; Actinopteri; Moronidae
Exons: 5
Coding region: 352-1023 (223 amino acids)
Source: RefSeq, a predicted model, not a curated record